AAAAAAAACACAACAACACUUUUGAUCUCUUGCUGUACCCCGUGGUCAAACAAGGGUCAUAUGGCUGGCCACCAGAGGUGCCUUGUCGUGCUGCAGCACGACCACGUUGUAGCAUUGUCCUUUGCAAUUCAGCUCCUGAGCUGUGUAUUCCAAGGAAAACAAUACAGGAUGAUGAACCGCCCAAGAUAGCCUGCCCAACAGGUGUUCUCCUGGACAUCCCAGAUGGAGUUGUUACUGGGCCGUCUCCCUAUAACAUCCCGCCGGUGUUGACAUGCCCAGACAACAUGACAAUGCCCACGCUUUUCAACCGAUCCUACGGGCCGGUAUCCUGGCCAAACCCAACCGCCACAGACAACAUUCCUGAUCUGCCAAUCGCAAUAACCUCGGGACAUCCAACAGGGGGCGCUGUUUCCCUUAGGCCCGACAUUGAAAAUCCUGUUAUUUACGGAUGUCCGGGGAAUUUGAACUAUACCACUGAUCUCGGAGAGCCCUUUGGACGUGCAUCCUACGAUGAACCGACAGCUGUCGACAAUUCAGGAUCGGUUCGAGGUGAUAGGACUUCAAAGGAGCAACAUAUUCGAGAUCGGGCCGACAGAGACAUGGAAAGCCCUGAUGUUCAGAACUGCCCGUCAGACUUUGAGGUCUUCGUCAUGCAGCUUUCGAUGUCGAGCACCGUCACCGUUGGGUGGCAGGAACCAGACUUCACCGAUAACUCCGGCAUUGAGGUUGCCUUGUCUUCUUAUCCUAUCGGUUUGACGGAGGUCUCGGUGUAUGCAGAGGACAGCGCUGGUAACAACGCUACCUGCAGCUACAUCAUUGAAGUCGUCGAUGUUGAUCCUCCCAACAUCACCAACGGCUGUCCUGGUGACAUCAUAAUAAACACAGCCCUUGGAGAAGCUGUCGGGUAUCCAACAUGGACAACUCCUGAAGCGACCGAUAAUUCAGGUCAGAAAAUAGCCUUGGUCAAGGCGCUCGUCAUUCUUCGACGUAACGCG
This is a messenger RNA of Strongylocentrotus purpuratus (purple sea urchin), 995 nucleotides long. RefSeq names its product hyalin-like. NCBI's taxonomy places the organism in Eukaryota, Metazoa, Echinodermata, Echinoidea, Camarodonta, Strongylocentrotidae. The transcript is spliced from 7 exons. The record is from RefSeq and is a predicted model, not a curated record. The annotation marks the transcript as partial.